Chrysoperla carnea is the source of this 968-nucleotide messenger RNA. Its product is annotated as protein dj-1beta-like. The transcript has 3 exons. Gene Ontology annotation, cellular component: cytosol; nucleus. Lineage: Eukaryota; Metazoa; Arthropoda; Insecta; Neuroptera; Chrysopidae. The record is from RefSeq and is a predicted model, not a curated record. The coding region runs from base 79 to 852 and encodes 257 amino acids. Gene Ontology annotation, biological process: protein deglycation, glyoxal removal; guanine deglycation, glyoxal removal. Gene Ontology annotation, molecular function: protein deglycase activity.
AAAAUUAAAAUUUGGCAAUUUUGUUCCACUUUGAGGAUAGUUUAGGUUUUUGACCUGUAAUUUUAUUGAAGGUUGGAAAUGUCACUUUCAAUGACAAUACGCUGUUUAAUAAAACCAGUAAUACAACGGAAAAUUUUUACACCGGUAGUGCACUAUAAUUUUUUAUUAAAAAGUGCAAAAAGUCACUCUCAACGUUCAUUUUCAGGCGCACCGUGUUCAGAGCCUGCAAAACCAAAGCAGAUAGAUCAACCGUGCCCACCACCCAAAAUGGCCAAACCAUCACCAACGGCAUUAAUAGUUAUAGCCAAUGGAUCCGAAGAUAUGGAAUCAGUUGCCACAGCUGAUAUACUUCGACGAUCUGGUGUAGAUGUUACAAUUGCUGACAUUCAAGGUUUAGACAAAGUGACAUUCUCGAACAAAGUUAAUAUAGUACCGGAUACAAGUCUUUGUGAAGCCAAAUCACGCUCUUUCGAUGCAAUUAUAUUACCAGGAGGUUUGGGAGGAACAAAAGCUAUGUGUGACAGCGCUGAGCUUGGCGAAUUGUUACGUACUCAAGAAAAGGAGAAUAAAUUAAUUGGUGCCAUAUGUGCAGCCCCAACAGCUCUGCAAGCUCACAGAAUUCAUUUUGGAAAACGAAUUACUUGUUAUCCAUCUUGCAAAGAUCAAUUGAAAUCUGAAUAUUGUGUAUCGGACGAUAUUGUCGUUAUUGAUGGAAAAUUAGUGACGUCACAAGGUCCCGGCACAACUUGUCAAUUUGGAUUACACUUAGCAGCAAUAUUAGCUGGCAAAGAGAAGGCUGAAGCAGUGGCAAAAGCAAUUUUAGUGACUAUGGAACCUGCAGCUACAGCAUAAUUUAAUCAUUAGUAAUUUAAAACUAAAGUUAUGAUAAAGAUUGGCAGUAAUUUGAAGUGCAUACUUUGUUGUACAUUUUUUUUAUCCAAAAAUAUAAUAAAAAUUCGUUAACAAUA